Messenger RNA from Porites evermanni, 26171 nucleotides. The record is from the annotation of a GenBank genome assembly. NCBI's taxonomy places the organism in Eukaryota, Metazoa, Cnidaria, Anthozoa, Scleractinia, Poritidae.
AUGUGGAACAAUCAGCAGGGUACCCCACAGUACCCUCAUUGGGCAGAUCCUGAGGGGAUUGUAAGAGAAAUGAUGGAGACUGCCGCAUUAGGUAACCUACACGUCCUUUGUUUUUGUUUUUUGUUUCUUUUUAAACGAUAACUAUCGUCUUGGUUACUUGGUUUAUUAAGGACUUAAGUCUAAUCUGACUUCAUCGGCCCCGUGAUAAACGGCGUUAAGCAUAAGGCUGUAUAAAACUCACAGAUAAUUUUGUUGCAGCUAAAAGCUAUCCAUUAGGGAAUUCAGUUUUAACUUAAAAAUGAUUAGUUUUAAGCGAAUGAGGCCUACGUAUGUAAGUAUAAUGAUUGGGUUGUAAAUGUGCUCUUCUGAUUACAGAAAGAUUACGCACUAUAGGAUUUCUUGGAGGCAAUAGCAAGAGAUCGUGAUUAUAGUCUUCUUCGGCCUAUCCGCACCACCAAAAUUAUUUAUUUAUUUAUUUAUUUAUUUACCAGAUAGGUCAGUCGCUCAAUAAUGAGCAUUUUUUACCGAAUGGACAAAAUGUGAAAGUUUAAGUCGCUCAGGUGGUGCAUUCAAUGAAAUUUGACUGAGUGAAUUCCUCUCAACUGGUGAAUGUCUUCUAUUGCAGGUUCUUCCACCCAUCCUAUGGAUCCUUGCAUGUCUUACUCGCCAACCGCGGGCUAUCUGCAAGGUCUAACAGUCGGUGGAACCUUUGAUGAACACACUACUGGUCCACCAAGUAGUGAGCAGCAGCCGAUGUUGCGGCCUCCUCUCUGUUAUACGCCUCCAGACAGCGUUACAAGUGCAACUACACCAUCUCCAAGUGGAGCCCAAACUGAUGCAAAUACGAGCAGCCAUCAAGAGAGCAACUUCGAUUGUACUUCUCUCCUCGUUCAAAGUCCAGACCCUACUACCUCGAUUAUGGCAUUGCCGUCCUCCCAGACCCCUCUGUGGGACAGAGUGAAUUCCCUAAGCCCCAGUGCUCCUGUUCAUGGGCAUGGCGCAGCCUCAAGGUUUGCGUCGCAGCGUCCUAAGGUCAUCUCUGCCCAGUGCAGUCAAGCGAGCAUAGAGAUCGUUAAUCCAAAGGAUGAAUACGACAAGAUACAGAAAAAACACGGACCCAGGGGAAAAUAUUCAGAACAGAGGAUACAAAAUGGAACGGUAAGGGCUGACUAUUCCUUAGUAAGUAAGCAAACUCACAAAAUGGGGCUUUUGAUACAUAAGUCAAUCAAAACCUGACAAGCCCUUGAAAAGAAGGAAGAUUGGAUUCGAAAGUCACAGCGCAGCAUCAGUAUUAUAAGUCAAGAGAGAAAAGAGCGUGAUCUUUCCUAAUCAGCUUGAUAGGCGACGUCAUCGAUAUUUUAAUAGGCUCCAAACUAGAGAGGAACGAGUCUAGUUGAUGUUGUUGCUGUUUUCUUGUAUUUUCAAAGGUUGAAAUGAGAAUAAAAACCUGUCUGCAGUUAAUACACCUGGAGGUGUACGUGCAGCGUGAGCUCGAGGCUGAGAAAAAGCUUACACAGAAAGAUCCCAGCGCAUACGGAGUGGGACCAACAAGACUUCCCAAGCUACAGACUAAGCAACUAUCCAGUGAGUUUAUUCACCGCUGGUUUUCUAUCAGUUUUUGGUUACAUUUUUCUGUUGAGAUUUAUCCCGAGUGAGGUUCUCCCUUAUUUGGCCUAAGAGGGUAUGUGUCGUUGAACAGGGUAUGGCUUUCAGGGUGACUUGAGUCUAAACAGGGUCAGGAGCCACGAACUUUUAAAAGGGUAUAAAAUUACACUUUAAAGGUCAUUAAGCGUCUUGAACAGGUUGUCUGUUUGAACAAAAAAGAGCUCCAUUUCCGCUAAAUCAUGUCAUCCCUUACAAACGAUAGAGGCGUGUGUGGCCGGAUUCGGAGGUCCGGGGUUUAAGCCUCGCCCAUCCCGUUGUUUCAAUAGACAAGGAACUUUACUCCACUUCGUCUCUCUUCACCUAGCUUUAUAAAUGGGUACCGGCGAUAUACUGCUGGCGGGUAACCCUGCGAUGGAGUAGCAUCCUGUCCUGGGGGGAGUAGCAUUACUCUAAGGUCUUCAUGCAAAUGAAACCGGAAUAAGCUCCGGCCGUUUGGGCCUUUAGCUCGGGUGCGCCUUUACCUUUACUUUUACCUAACAAACGAUCGGGAUAAUUCAUGUCCAACUAUUUAUAUCAGUUUCUGGCUCAUUAAAAUGGGGCGGUGUUGGACUGAUCUUCAGAAACUGUUUGAGAAUACCAUAUUUGAACGUUGAAGAUCUUAUUAUAGGGACUAAAACCUCAUGAUUCUCCUUUGAAUGUGUCGUAAUGGCUACCUGUAAACAGUGUAUGUAAACUAUGUGUAUGCAUGUUAAAGUUAUCAGUAACUUAAAAUCAUCUUUUAGGGAGCGAUUUAACACUGGAACUCUUCACGUACAUUUGCAAGUUCGAUCUGGACUGCGUGUACAAGACGCCAGACAACAAAGAAGUCUACAAGCUAGAGAAAUCCAAAGGCACGGAGUAUAAUCGAUUCCAACUCAAGGUUUACCUUCAGUUUGCCGGUGGAUCUUCCGUGGUUCUGUACCCAUAUGAAUUUGUUCUCAAGAGUAGCAAGACGGGGAGAAGUGAGUAAAAAGUGCUAGAAUGACGAAGUCAAUACGUUAAUUAUAUCAUAUUAUGAUUCUGAAUUCACGUGUACCCCAAUUCAUGCACCUUAGGCUAAGGAAACUAUACUACCACGGGUGUUAUUUACUAACGUUUGAAUGCUUUGCCUCCUUCUUUUUGAAAGCAGCGACCACACCCAACCCAAGUACCUCUGCAUCUCGCCCUUUAUCAGCAGGACCAUCACAGCAAGUUCCAUCAGGUAUUAAAUCACAUCAGUCAAAAUAUCGAUUUGUUGAGAAAAAAAUAUCAAGAAAUCUAAGUAAACGUGUCCUUUAAGAGGGAAGGUAUUGGAGUCCUGGACAAUUGCAGUUAGCUAUAAGAGAAUACAAAUCCCGUAAGAGCGAGACGAGUGGCCCUUUUAAGUAAAAGGGAGGACUCGGUUCUACACAAAAAAGGUAUAGCACCGACCUUGAGUCAGUGUCCACGAGAUUUUGCUAGUUAGCGUAAUGGUUGUAGGCAUAAGAUGCGAGGCGAACGACCCGAGUAAAAGUUCGUCGCCUUUACUUUCCAGAUUUAUCUUUUGCACGAGUUCUCGAUUUUUACGUUUAACCGUAACUGUCAUUUAGAAGGGCGAUGGUCUUCAAGAAAGGGAGGUCACUGAUUAAGAUUAUGAACGGGACUGAACCAAAGGUACUGCUUUCUAGGCUAGACACUCACUUUUGGCAGAACUUAGAAAUGGUAGUCCAGUCUCUAGCAAGGGAAUUGUAAAAACAGCGAUCAUUCGUCAAAAUAGUAUAUCCUGCUAAAUACAGUGAAACUGAGAUAAAGCCCAAUUUUUUCCUCAAAAUUCAAUGCAGGAUGUCUCUCUGAGAAAUUCACGACUACUACGCAGAACGAUAAGCCACCUUCCCUAUGUCUGGCGUUGAUUUUUUAUAACAGCUUUUAAUUAAUUAUGCAGUUUUUUCUUUUCUAGCACAGGUUAGAGUUACUUAAGCUUCACUGAAAAACAGACCUCAAGAUUUACCUUGAAUAAGCGCCCAAAAUUUCGUCUUUUGCGUCUCCAAACGGUGGUUGACGAUUCACCUUCAUACAUCUCAGAUGGGAGAAAACAGACAGGCAAACUAACAAACAAAAACAGGCGCGGGUCUAGGAAAAAUACUGACCGAUUUCCUAGACAAGGGUCGAAGUCGCAAGCUUCUAGGGGGGUCCGGGGGCAAGCUCCACCUUGAAAUAUUUUGGAUUUCUAAGUCAUUCAGCCAGUCAUUGGCCAUUGGCCAGUUCCCUUUUGCAUGGAUGAAGCCUUGCAAAUCGGCGGAUUAUUUCAUCUCUUGAUUUCAACUUGGAAAGUUUUUUGUUGUUAUUAAAAAUAUAUUUAUCAUGACAAAUCUGACCGAUUUCCGUAGAACGGUUUAAAAAGCUUGGUAUUUCUUUCUCAAGGAUACAGCGCCACAGUUCCUUUUCACACUUAGUAAUCCAUCUGUCGUUGGUUAAUUCUCUCUAGAUACUCUCUACUCCAGACUAAUGUGCCAACAGCUUGAAGCUGAGUUUGCAAAGAUCAAAACUGUCGAAUGUGAGCAGAUACGGACGAAAAACCACGACAUUGCUUACUACAUCAAGAGAAAACAUGACGAAAGCGAGUUUGAGGAAGGAGAUGUUGUAGGGUUCUUUGUCAGCGCCACGGGAGAAACUGUCAUCGAUCUUUUGACAAGUGAAAACGCAGGUGACGCGAGAUUGGCUGGUGUCAUCAGUCGAUCUGCUUAUUUGGUAGGAAACACGGAACGGAACGACAGUGAAAGAAAUGGUAGGGAUAUUGCGAUUCUUUAUUUAAUGAUUUAGUUAUGCUAGAACUGGGAUAGCAAACCUCACUCUUCAGAUAGACGUGGAGGAGGAGUCAUUAGAAAUUAAAGUGUAACAUGCAAAAUGCUCUGUCAAGAUUUUAACCCUGGGUAGCGUUGAUUAUUUACUGGCCAAUUCUACCAACUGGAGGGACAAUAUCCACGACGGGAUUAGCCUAGUCGUUAGAGCGCUUUACUGCAAAGCGGGAGGUCUCAGGAUCGAUUCCCGGGGCCGGAUCAAUACUCAUGGUCUUACAAAAACUUAGAAAUUAAGACACUGCCUUUGCCCUGUAAACGGCUUGACAUUCACGUGGCUCGGAUGAACACGUAAAAUGGCAGUCCCGUCUCCAGUAUGAGACGGAAACUAUAGUGUCCUCAAUUAGUACUUUUGUGCUAAAUACAUUGACACUCAAAUAAAGUGCGUAUUUUUAUAUCCAUCUGAGGUAUCUUGUUUUGCCUCUUAGAUGCUGAUCUUGUGUGUAUUAUUGGAGAGAUCGAGGUCAAAGUAGUUGGCAAAGUCAGAACUGGCGAAUGUAUUUACACCUGUCCCAGUGACAAAUUCCCAGGCACGGCAACAACUCAGCGACAUCGCGGUAACUACCUCAUUUAUGGUCUAUUGUUUUGUCUUACUAUUGUUGUCAAUGUCACAGAUGCGCAACUCUGAGAAAAGUCGAGUAAGAUUGAAGAUGAUUAAAUUGGUGGGAUCGUCACGGUUCUCGUACAGUAUCAAAAGAGGGCACACUUCCUUGUUGCACCCCGUUACUGUUAGUACUCACUUCGACUUAUCUACCACAACCCACCAGAGAAUUCCAAUUAGGGAGCCAAAGCAACGACAACGGCGACGGCAACGAAAACGACGAUAAAUGGGUUUUCAAACUACGGAAUACCUAGCCUGCGAGCGAGCUCUCCUGGACGCUCUGGCGGCGGGGCGGGAAAAGGAAGGAGAACUUGCUACUACGUCUCUUGGAAUUUUGAAUUCCACCUCCAGUUCCCCAGUGGCUCUCCCUCGACUGAACUGUCAGAUUUCCACCAAUAAGCGCUAAGCGGAAACGAGCGCGAAUGUAAACAAACAUUGAAAAAUACGUACCAAGGGUAAUGACGUCAUUACUAAUGUCAUCUUCGCCAAUCAGCAUUUCGCAUCGAUUUUUUCGAUGCAGAUAUUCAAAUUACAGAGACGUAGAUGCAAGCUCUCCUUCCCUUUCCAGCCCCGCCGCCAGAGCGCCUUGAAGAGCUUGCUCGCAGGAUACCGAAUACCAGGCUAUGUUAUCUGGAUUUUAAAUUCAAUAAACAACAAAAAUUUGCAACGCCUUGCAACACAAACAGUUCCAAAGUAAGGAUUACACAACUCUCCGACAGCUCUGAACAAAGGGAGUCAGUAGCCUGUGUAGCAGGCACUUGGAAGUAGUGGGCGCCAGAGAGAACGAGCGCGCGAGAGGGAGACACGCGAGGGGACGCCUAAUUUGUUCCAUAACCAAACUUUCAACGUCCAAGCACUCGAACUCAAAUGUUGGGCACUCGACAGGAAUUGUGACAAAUGGGUAGCAAAUGUUUUCUAGUUUUUGAAAUACUUUUUGUAGGAACCAAAAAAAUGCUACAUACCUGAAAACGUUAACUUAGUAGAGGCGACUACUUACUCGGCGCCUUCGCAGAAAGCCCCUUUUCUAAACUUUUCAACAGAAUUUCUCUCUCCAAUGACAACCGAAGCUAUUACCUAUUCGCUUGUUGUAUUUAGACAUUCUUUGCCUUUGAUUUCGCAAGGUUUCAUUGAAUAUAACUGAAGACUAAAUCCGCUAGGCCUCAAAUAAGAGUAGUAAAUGAGAUUGCUUGACUUGGGUGGAUCUGCCAGCUAAGCCUUGUGAACGAUUUUGGGAGCAAAAUUCUUAGAAUACUGAGAAUAACUAACGAAAAGGGAUUGCUUAUUUAUGUGUUCGUGUUGCUAGUAAACCACCGACAGACUCUGCUUGGUUACUCACUGGGUGAGUCGUCCAGCACUGGAGUAUCCAAGGUCGACUGUCUGGUAUCCCUGGUACUGAGUGUCAGUGCUAAGGACAGGUUGAGAGAGUUGGAUCAUCUAAAGCUGUGUAUCAACCAAGUGAGGGAAAGUAUGGAGAUGCAUAUUGAUAAUGUCGGUCACAGGAUCGCAAGUAUGCAGCGAGGCUGGAGAGGUAUGUAACGGCGAAAACGCCGGUCAGUACUGUAACUUAGGGACUUAAAAAGUGAAUUUGCGUUCUUUUAGUCUUUACAGCGAUUAUUCCUACCCACUUACUUUGUCAAAUGUAGGCGAACCCUCCUGAAGCUGAACUUCAAGUUAUCAUAUUCAAGCUCAGAAAGAGAAAUAAAAUUUCGUCGUUGAUUGUUUACGUCCACCUUAAAACGCGAAAUUAGGCAUUUUCACGUCGAAGUUGUGCAAACUAAAAACAGGAAAGAAAUGUACAAAAAAAGCGUGAUGCACGUGCAAAGUUGUUGUUUUGCUUAUUAAACCUUUAGCUUUUUUUUGACGUUCUCGUUGCCGUCCGCGUCGCUGGAUCUUAAAGUCCCUAUUAACCACAAUGACGACAACAACGACAAUGCCAAAAAACAAUUGGUUUUAUGAGUCGAGCAAAACAACAGCUCUGCACCUGUAUCACCCUUUUCCUAGUAAUACAUUUCUUUGACGUCUCGUGCACGACUACGGCGACGAGCUGCAGCAAUUAUUUUAUAUACUCCUUGUAUAUACCUGGCGUAAAGCUAUUCAUCUUUUUAGACUCAAUAAUAUUUUGUUAUCUAAAACGAACAGCUUGGAUUACUGGCAAUUUUACCUUAUUGGAAUGAAGUAGAUACUGAAAUCCACGUAAUAAGAAAAUCAUCUAGAAAUCAUGCAGAAGCGUCUUUUAGUAGCUUAGGCUACUAAUAAUCAGUCCGUUUUUCAAAUAGUGCUGAAUGCUUUUUCUCUGUUUUUCUUUUUGCAGUUUAACAACCUCUUUGUUCUUUUGAUGAGUUUGAUACUGAUAUAUUGCUCGUAUUUUUUAUUUUUUUCAGGUUUAUGGAAGAAAUUGUUGGGUAUUUUCCUCUUUCUUGUAGCAGUGUCGCUUGUUUGUGGAUUGAUGCUACCACCAAAUUCUCCCUACGUUAAAAAGAAGUGCAGAGAAGGAAGCAUCGGAAGCAACCAUUACUUUACUUUCAAGUAUUAUCCUGAUGAUGGCUCAGAAGUAAGACGUCAUUGGCUAACUUAGAAACAAAAAGGGAACUGGAACCGAAAUGCGUCCCGCAAUUGUUUCUGGGAUAGUUACUGGGGACGCGCCGGUCAGCUAUUGGCCAAUUUUUUUCAUGCCUGUCCCUAUUAACAGUCCCAGAAGUCCUUGCAACAGUCAUCUCAGCCUUGUUUCCAUGACGUUUCUAAAGAGGCGAAUUCUGUGUAGAAAAAUGGCCAGUCGUAUCCAGUACCCAGAUCCAACUCGGUCUCUUUUUCCUUGCCGUUAAUUAAAGUCACAGAUUUCAUAGCUAUUUUCUUGGUUAGGAGUUAGUUGUGUUUGCUACCGGAAUAUGAACUGGCUACUUUUUUUUUUCUCGUCGCCUUUUUCUAGAAAUUCUCUGAAAAUCUUCAGGUCAUUCGACAUUUCCUCUUUGUUAUUAAAGAAUGCAUCACCCCUUAGUCGGUUACCACAAAGAAUCUUCCCUCCGCCGCAAUUAUUCCGAACCACAAACGAAUAAAGUUCAAAUACAGAGAUUAAAAGGAGGAAAUCGUGAAGUCCAACGCUGCUCGAUAUGAUCACUCGCGUUACAUAACCUAAAAUACGCAGCUCGGUUCCCGGAUGUAGUGGCUACAUCGAUUCUACGAGUCGGUGUUUUAGUUCUCAUGAAAACAAUCCCGUCCAUUAUGGGCUCCUGGCAUGGAAUAAUAGUAUUGUCAUCUUUCAUCUCUUUUGUUUUGAGUGAAAUAUUUUCUUGUUUUCUAUUUUUAAAGGAAGGGAUACCAGUGAGGGGGUUGGAGUUCAGGUGGAAAGUACUUAAAAAGAAGUUAAAUUUGGACUUCGACGAAAUACGGCCUAAUCAAACCAAAUAUGAUUCUAAAGGUAAUUACUUUCAGAAAAAAAAUAAGAAUAUAAUUCCACACAGUACGACAUGAAUCCCGAGAGUUCUUGCGUAAUCGCUGUCCGCAUAGCCAAGGGUAUAUAUUCAGCAGAUGCAUUAGCAUGUUCUGGGCAUUAUUAAGAUGGUGGAGUACGGCGCAAAGUCAGAGAGCGGAGAAAAAAUAAGGAGGAAGAGAGGGAGAAGGAGAGAGGAGGAAACUCCCUACCCACACACCCUCGCAGUUUUCCUUCCCACAUCUCUUUGCGCGGUUCACAAAAUCUGAACCCCUGGAACAGCUUGGGUAGGAAUCAAUCCUGGAAUUUCUGAAAACUGAUAACAGUAAAAAAGACUUUGCUCAGUGGAAAACGUUUCAGCAGUCACAAGAGCGUACAAAUGUUUCAGCCCUUUUCUCCGAAUUUUAAUCCAUUGGUAUAAUAUUCAAAGCUGUCUAAUUUCCCACUUCUUUAAUCCUGUUAAUGUACUUUUCAACUAGUUUAAGUUUUUUUCUUUUAAGGUAAAUGACAACUAAUAGCAGAGCAUAUAGUUCUUCUGUCGUUAAGUAAACUGAAACACAAAUCUUGUCUUUGUCAAGACUUAAAAGCCUGCGACUGACUUACGAGGUUUGCGUUAAAAUGACAUGGCGGAUUUUCGUUUUUCGUACUUUUCGUUUCGCGUUGCCUGCCGAAAUUUAUUUACAGAUAAAAACUGAAAUAGAGCUGGAUUGCUGAAAAUAAAACUGUAAAAUAAAAUAACAAUUCAAGUGCUGUUAUUAUUUUGUUGUUUCAGGUUUUAAAUACUAUAUGAACCAGAAACGCUGUGAAACUGGAGGAAUACGAUCUAUCGCGUCGUGGUUAGAUCCCACGCCAACAGUACCGCAUGUUAACGUACUUGCGGUAGACAAAAACUGCACAAAGGUUUUUUACCACAACAAAAAGAGAGGGAGCUGGUCCAAAUAUAAGAAAAAUACGGUGGGCGAGCUUAAAUGCUACCCGCCGCAUUGAAACUUCAGCCGUUUCCUCAGAAUGGUUUCACCAGCUCAAACGUCUCUGAACUUUAUUCUUUUUCAUUUGGUCUGUGUAUUUCGUUUACAUACCCCUAGUGAAAUGAAAACAAGUACUAGGUGCCUUAACUUUGUUUUUGCAAUGUUCUCUCCCUUGACGGCGGUCAAAAAGUGCGAAGGCUAUCUUUUCUCAUUAAGUGAAAUCAGUAAAAACAGGAGCCUAUGAUAGGUUCCUGGUAAAAAUAUUGUUGUUGAAGAAAUGGCUAGCCUUGAUUAUUCUGCGCGGCACUAAAUUUAUGUUGAAGGUUGAUUUUGAAGAUGGGUAAUUUUUAGCCAAUUGUUUUUUCAAUUGGCUCCGUGUCGACCACGCGGUAAAUUUUGGGCAAGGAAAUAUGACCUGUUAUUUGGCGGACUAGAGAAAAAUAGAGAAAAUCAUUUGUAUUUGACGAAACUGGACCAUCCAGCUGAAGGCAUCUAGGUUUGCAAACCUGGGAAUAAGUAUUUGUAUAUACGAUGUCACUCGUGUAAAAAAGUUUGUAUAAAAGGGGGUUAGCAAGUUCCUGAUUUUGAAAAUCAGCCACUAUGUAAUAAACUAGUAGUAAUCUCAGAUUAGGAAGUGCUUUCGAACCUUUUUCGGUUUACUGUCAAAUGUGACAUUAUUUCCUAAUAAAAUAAUGUGAUACGGACAGUGUGAGGUUUUGAUGAACCACAAUGGGUUACGCACAAUUGCAUAGAAGAACGAUUACUCGAUUCUUUUAGUUUUAGACAAUAAAAGGUCGGCUUACUGCUGUAAAUAUGACAACAGCGACAGCUCAAACAUUUGUACGGCGACGAAAUGCAGUGAACUGCAGACAGAGACAAGUUUCGUCCGGGGAACUCGACGCCGAAGAUGUCGUUUCUACGCGUCUUAGCCUGAGUGAUGCAAAACGUUCUGAGACUUUGACAAAAAGUUGCCACGAAUCCUUUAAAAAACAUUGUACACGACAACUUACCAGCCGUAACCGAAAUCAAAAGAGAAGCAGCCUAGAUCGUCGUUGAUUUUGCCUUUGGCAAUGAAUUCAAGCGUGCGCAGUACGUCAUAGCUUGGCGAUGACACAUGUAUGACAUUACAAAUUCAAUAUUGCGACGAAAACGGCACAAAUAUGUGACCAACCAAAGGAAUGUGAAGAAUCUGGCAGAAAAUGGCUCUACAUGUUCGGUAGCCGCGCUACGAAAUUGGUAACCGCGCCUUGAAGAAUAGGUAGGCUAAGCGUUCUUCGAACGCAAAAAGGUCACGUUUGUACCAUUGAGUGAAACCAUGCAAAACUCAUGAAAAGUAACCAGGUUAUAUAAAAAGCGACACAAAUUGACUAUAAUGAAAAGGUUUGCUUGGUCUGUUAUACUUCUGUUCAUUAUCCUACGGAAUAUGUUCCUUGUUCUACCAACCUAACUCAGCGCUCACUCAGCAGGGUUCUAUCUAGGAUUUAUCAUUUGGGAGAGAAGUCCCGAGUGGCCGAAGGCCAGGAGCUUCCUAGGGGGUCCGGAAAUUUUUUUAGAUGAAUAUGCGCUGAGAUGCAAUCUGGUGCAUUUUGAGACACAAUUUUGAGAAAUGUUACAGUGUGUGCACUGACCUCGUCGCGUCUGGAUGAUUUUUCCGAUAUAGUUAACUUAUAUACUGUAAGGAUAGCAAUAUUUUUUGGGGGAAGCUGGGCAUUUUUUUGAGGGGAAAGCUUUUACCGCUCAAAUACCCUAGAAAGAACCCUGCUCAGUUCCCCUGACUGUCCUGAGGUCGGAAGCGGGUGAGGAGGGUGACCUUGUGAACAACGUCGUGGGGGUGGGGGGGGGGGGAAUCUGGAAAAUGGUUUCUCUGACGACGAACCCUGUUUUGGUCGAAAACUAGUGGGAAACAUUCCCCAAGGUUCCUUAAUAGGUCUUCCACUGUCAUUUGUAAAUAUCCGUGGAGACAUGUUUUUAUUUUUGCUUACAAUGUCGUAAAUGCAACGUGCGCUGUUAUUACUGGUCAAGUCAAAUUUUGUUGGCCAAAGGUGCCAACGAUACGUACACUUAGUAGACUUUCAAAAAGUUGAGUAAAUUUACAGCAUACUCAGGAAACAACAGUAGCUAGCCUUGAAACUGAACCCGACUUCACUUUGUGGCCUCGCUGUGAACUACGUGACCAGAUCCUGUCACUGGCUAACUUUGAGGGUCAAUAAAGAUAAGUUUCGAAGAUAUGUUUUUCGCAGUUUUCUUUGGAAUUAAUUUUACCUAUUUUUAUUAUUAUACCGGCUUUGUAGAUUUACAAAAUGAAUUUUGGUAUUUUCACGAAUUUAAAAUUUCAUGGAGGGUUCAUUUUUUCAUUUUAGAAAACUAAUGCGGUGAGUUCCAUUAACAAUCCAAAGGAAACCUCUAGAUCAUAGAGUCGGUGCAUGUGUGGAAUAGACAAUUAACCAAUACACAGAUUUUGUUGUUUUUAUCACAGACAUAAGCAAAUUCUUGGGCGACAUUUACUAAGGCAUAGAACAUCGAUUGAAGUUAUUUUAUGGCGUCUCCAAAUAAUGAAGUGAUGGUGUUAUAGGCUAAACAAGAGUUUAGUUCUGGUAAAACACGUCUACGAUGGACAGUGGAAAAGAGCUAUGACAAUUAAAUGAUAUAUUCACGCUGUUGUGUUAUUUGAAAUAUAAAAGAAUAAGUAAGCUUUAAGUAUCGCAGUGUGUUUUCGAGUAUAUAGUAUUGUUAAAUCAUUAUUGUCUUCCAUAAUGUGUUUUUUUAGAUACCACUUAAAUUUAUUAUCGUUAUUUUCGUCAAAAAGGAUUAAGAAAAAAUAAUAAAAAAAGCUACGCCCACGUGCACGCCACCUCAAAGGAAGCAAACGUGCUUUAAAAAUUCAUCUAAUGGACGCACUUUUAACAAUGUUCAUCGCUACAGGUAGGCAGUAUUUUAGUUCUGAAAAAUUUAUAAAUCUGUCAUUUAGGCUCACGGUAGAACUGACGGAAUAAUCGCGUGAUUGUCUAUCCACCUACAUGUUUUGGCGGAAAAGGAUGUAGAAGUACGAACUAGUUAUCACGGUUAACAGGAAGAGGACAUCGCGGUCAUUUCUGCCAAAAAGGUUUUCAUAAGAAUCAAACAUCACGAAUGAAAAGGUACUAAACAGGGGCACCCAACGAGAAUAUACUUCAAAACCACUUAAACAUAGCAUUGUUGAACGUAAUUUAGUAUUUAAACGGUAGAUAUAGCCAUAUUUUAUCCCCUAAAAAUUUUUUAUCUUUUCGGAUUUCCUAGCUGAAAGUCUAGUGAUCCGAAAAUUAUAGGGAUCAAAACUUACCUUUUCGAAAAUUUCAGCCAGAAAAAAGGCUCCCGAAAAUUCUAGGUGACCUUUUUAGGGUAAAAGUCCGUUAAAAAUGGGCAAUUAUACCAUUUUUGGGGGGUUCGAAAAUCCUAGGAGAGGCGGGCAAGCAAGAAAUUUAACAACAAAUGUUCCGAAAAUUCUAGAUCUCAAAUCGUCUUCCGAACAGAUAUUUUCCAAAAAUUGUCUUUGGGUGCCCCUGACUAAAUACAGCGUUUAUUUUGUCAUCUCUUGUACCAUCAUCAUACUGACGGAUUCAAGUUCCCUAAUUUAAAAGAUACUCUUUCCUAUUGUUAAAACGAGUGCUGCUAAAGUUUAUGAAAUCCUGUGCAGUAUGUUCUUAAUUCUUGAACACUGUUCUCUUUAAGUUUCAAUUUUAUAUGUUGCCGGCAAAAGGAUUAAGUCAUGAUUUAAAGACAUUCUUUCGCACUUUAUGUUCGGUUUUUAGAUGCGAUUUAUCGGAAAAACGGUUACAACGGCAAAGAACUUAUUAUAAAAAGUUAAGUUAAACAGAAUAGCUUUUAGCCCAGGAUAAUGAACAUUCUCCAACGUUUUAAAAUACAGUUUGACAACAUUCUUAGAUAGAUUAUCUUAAUAUUAUCUCAAUAUAUUUAUGAAGUGAAGUAUGGAAGAAGGAAGACUGUAGUCCUUUUUUCAACUCACCGAACCGUGACCUGAGUCACUUGUUUUGAAAUUUCAAAACCAUAUAAUAUUUCUACAUCUCUGCCGCAUAAGUUUAUUUAAAGUCUCCCUCAAGUCCUUUGUCUGACUGAGACCUUGGAGUGAAAAUCCUUUUUUUAGGCUUAACAAUCCAACAGUGACACCGGCUUUCUUUUGUUGUGUAAGCGUACGCUUUAAUGUAACGCUUUAAUGCAACAUGAUGUCGUUUUGGACUUUUCUGUUUGCACUUUAUUUACGUCAUGAUCGUUGGUUCAAGGUAAGUACGAUGUAACUUCGUUGUAACUCUUACACAGCUUGUGUUAUGCCCGGACCGCAAGUGUUGUAUUUUCUCACGCAAACAUUACCAGCGAUGGAUGGAUUUAACUGCAAUCAUUCCCUUUAUCUGUACGAAGAGGAACGUUUCCCCUUUUGUCGGUACAGUGCUGUUGAUUGCCGGAAACAAUUUAGCUUGAGGCUAGACCCUCAAUUUUCAAUUUAUUUCAAAGAAACGCAUAUAAAAAGAACGCUUUGACGGCAAACCGGUUAAAACUGUGGCUUAAAAAUGAUUCAUUGACCGCUUGAGGGGCUCAAUUUUCGUUUAAAAACACGGCACAAACAUCAAUUUUUUUCAAAAUAAUUUCUGAUCAAAAUAAUGGUGGAUUGUAGAUUAAAAAACACAACGGUAAGUCCACAAAGAAUUUAUUACGUUGAAGGGAAUUUGCACAAGUUAUAUAUUCAGUGCCGGAGCCAGACCAAACGGCCAACCGAGGCAGGCGGGAGUUGCUAGGGGGGUUCGGGGGCAUGCCCCCCCCCCCCCCCCGAAAUUUUGAACUUUAGUCUCUCGGAAAUGCGAUUUGCAGCGUUUUCUGGGCCUUUCGGUAACUUUUUUUCGAGUUAAUUUAAGUGGAAUUUAAAAAGCAAGAAUCAGAAACAAGCUACAUAAUCUGGGUGACCGUUAACCUCGCCAAUGGUUUUGAUCAGUAUUUGUUCAAAAAAAAUUUGGGUUAACGUACGUAGCCCCUUGAGAUCGAUGAUAUGGUAAUUUUUUCAUAGUAUAUUGACUGAAUUGCUGAAUUCUUUGUAAUAUCAUGAUGCGUUAAAAAUAUCCGAUGAUCGCUUAUGUAAAAUAAAAAUGAUCGGCGAAAUUCGUCAAAAUUUUACCGAGGCGAGUGCCUCGGUUGGCCUCAUACUAGCUACGGCGCUGAUAUUAAGUGAAAAAUGAACAGUUAUGUAGUGAUGUCGGUGUGUAAAUCUGUCAUAAAACCCUUACGAUGUUAUUUGUUUCGUUCUUACAAACAAAGAAGUUUCAGUCUGUUUCAAUUUUAGAGACAAAAUAAUGCUUUGAAAUUAACGUCACACAUUUAUUUUCUAGGAUAGUGAUCUUUGGGCAGCUACGAUUGGACUAAAUAUAAUGGAGACGAAAGGAAUUUAUCCUAAACAUACUAGUCUGGAAAGAUUAUCCAUCGAAAGUAAAGUUUAUUUGGGAUUACCGAGUCUGUAACUGCAAGUUUAUCUGGACAAUUAAAAGUGAGUGUAAAUUAAACAGGGUUGAUUAGUAAUAUAAAUGUUUAAUUAUUUUUUACCGAAAAAAAAAAAUCUUUGACUCAAUGGGCUUGGUACUUAUUAGUAAUGCAAACUCUGCCGCUUGUUAAAUGUGUCAUCUUGCCAAUUAAGAUAAACGUGUUCGUGUGGAAAAGAAAUAAUAUUCUACUAAACAAAUUUCCUCACGUUUAGAAAUUCUAAUCAAAGUCUAGAUCUAUUUGUCAAGUGAAGAGGAAAUAAAUUUUUUUGGCUGAGUUUUAACGUCUAUUUUUUCUGAUUUCUUGAUAAAUGAAACAUGUAAAAACAAACCAAAAUAAAUUUUUUUCAAUUACCGAUUAUCGCCUAAUUUCUCUCUCAUACAUAAUUGUUGCUUAUCUUAUGAUAGCCUGCGAGCAAGCUGUAGUCUCCUAUCUGGGCAAGCGAAGUGAACCUCGCGAGAACGCGCGAGCGAGGGGCCUAGGCGUUCUCGAGAGACUCGCUUCACUCGCCCAAAUAGGAGAGCUUGCUCGCAGGCUAGUCUUAUGACAUUGGCAUUGACAAAGAUUUCAAGCAUUUUUUUUUCUGUUUUUAAAAAGACGAGUAUUUGUCCAACCUUAUCUCAGUUUUGAAUAGAGGGGGGCCCUGGGCAUAGCCUACCGUUUCUGUUUUAAAAUACAAAUUUUUGUGAUAAAGGACUCAAAAUGUUACUUGAAUAAACGAUUAUCGUCUGAUAACAUUUUCUACUGUAGCUCUUUCUUAUCUAACGUUGCUUUGCCUCAAUUAAGAUGAGUGCCACUCAUCUUAAUAUUAGAAACUUUUUAUAAAGUAUCUAUUCUUCAUCUUCUUCUUCUCAUUAUUACUACCAUACUUGAUAAAUAAUAGUAAUAUUACUACUAAUAAUGAUAAUAAUAAUAUUAACAAGUGACUUGAAGUGGCUAGGCUGAGAAACUACUCUCCGUUAAGUUAGUUUUCAUUUUUUUUUUUUUUGCAGUCACCUCAAGUCUCCACUGUCCCUGAAAUUUUCCUAAUACGGCGAGAAAUGACUGAGAAGUAUAACUCAAAAUUUUCUGGAAUCAAAGAUUAUAAGACGGAAUCCAUUAGGAAAUAGAGUAAUUUUAAUUUUCAGUGGAUGGAAACCUCGUACCAGAGUAUUUUAAGCCAUAACGCAUUCUUUUUCACACUUUCCAAGGGCUAUGGAUGCAAUUAGUUAUCUGUAAUAACACCAACGACAAUUUCCUACAGGAGCCCGAGAAAAUACAUUUCAAAUUUCACAGGAAUUGAGAAAACACAGUCAGGUAAAAUCGUCAUGCGUAAGAUUUCAUUUUGUGAAGUUUGAGGCUUUUGAAGUUUGUUUACUCUGGCUCCAAGAAGAUCCUUUUCUUCGGAGUUAUUUCCUACAACCUAUCACAUUUAUAGCCCUUGAAAAGUGUGAAAAAGAAUGCACUAUGCUUGAAAUUAUUCUGGUACAAGGUUUUUUUCCACUGAAAAUUAAAAUUACUCAAUUUCCUGCUAGAUUUCAUCAUAAUCUGUCAUCUUUUUCAAACAUGGCGUUACCUAUUUCCAAACUUGCACGACUCCAUUGUGAAUUGACAGGGUCCGCAAAUCUACUAUUUUUCCUCUCCUGUUUUUUCUACUUUAUUUUUCCAGUAACGAACAUAAAAACAAAGCAACCCCAAAUUUGUCUUCAAUUUGUAAUAAUUACUCACUACUAACACUGUCAAAUAUACUGACGCUACAUGCUUAUUCAGUACCGAAUAUUAAGAAAGAGGAAUUUUAUUUUUGCAUUGAUUAAAAAAAAGUUGAAUGUUGCACAAAUGAAUUAGUUAUUUUUUUAUUCCGUUCUUUAAAUGACAUGCUUCAACCUUUAGUAUCCAUUUUGGUUCCUUACUUUCAUCAGUUUUAAACUGCCGCUUUAUUUUUCAGAAUAGCCUUGAUAAAAAUAAGGAUUAGAUCCGGUAGCGCUUAAGAAUUGCUAACAUUUCUGCUCAAAAGAAAAAUGUCUUGAGUGAAAAGCAAGCUUGGUUAUCUGCAUUCUGGAAUAAUCUUAUGACGUCAUUAAUGCUUCUCUAUAAUUUUCUUCCUGACUGAGGACAAAAUCACUGUAAGGACUUUGUAUAUUAGCGCGAUAAAGCACGGCAGGCUGUUUUAGAAAAGCCCUGGAUGUCAAACCGACCACUUUUUAAAAAUGUGAUAAAAUCUUGGACAUCGUUAAUUGAAUGAGUAGUACUGUACAAAAUGGACUUCAUACUUGAUGUCCUGGAAAAUGGUCCUUAAAAUAAAAUUAAAACAACAACAACAAUAAUAACAACACAAAACAAAGAGUGAUUUGAACAUCGAACCGCCGAAAAUUAAUCAAGCCAUACAGAAAUAGAGGUUAAAAGCAUUAUUUGGCUUGUAAAUUAACGAACGCAAAAGCUUGACUACCCUAACAAGAUAACAAUUUCAGAGCAAAGUGGUUUUGCUUGCGGGACGGACGUGCUACUAAAUAACAAGCACCACUUUUGGGGGUUUUAUCAACAAAUCUCAUAAGGGAAAAGUAAUAUUUACUUAGCAUGAAAAAUAGUUUACGUGGCUUGAUAACGUAACUUUAUUGGCGGAACUAACGUUCAUUUUCGUUCGUAUCCUUUGGAAUGUCAUAUCAAAAUUGUUGCUAUAAACUUGUCAUCACACGGUAUGUAGUAAAUUAUUUAAGACUGCAAAACCUCGUUGAAAGGUUCCAACUUAAAGAAGAGGAAAUUUGGUUUUCGUGACUGGUACAUUAUACGAAUUAUUUCAUAUGCGUUCUCAACUUUUUGAUGCUAUUAUUCUUGGUACUAAUUGCAUUGUUUGUCGCUACAUUUUGCGACAAAUACGUGUUUCAAUAGACCAUUAUAGAGAGUGCUACCGCACAAGUAAUAUUUAAUUUAAUAGAUUUCAAGCGCGGUGCACCUGCAAAGAAGUAUUUAUAAGAAAAUGUUUAAUUUUCCUAACCAAUCUAUGGUCCAGACCGAGAAUUAAGUUUAAGUGUUAUUAUUAGCGUUGAUAAACUGAUGAGGUGGAUGUGUUGAGAUUUAGAAGACACCACUUCUUUACGGUAACUGUGUUUCUCAGACUGUGCAAUAUUUUCCUUAUUGCCUUUAUAUUUGUCUCUAUACAGGGCCGUACAACUCAAAUUUGAAUAGCGGAAAGGAAUACGGAUUUAUAUUUAAGGAUGAGGAAGGAGACCAUCUUUAUGAUGUUCGUAAUUGCAGCAUUCUUCGAUAAUCUACUAACAAGGUUAGUGUAAAACAAAUAUAACGCACGGAAACAUAUACGGUGGUUUAGAAAUUUCCUAUAACGAAUCCCUGGUACAUAGAUGUGAGUAGUAGUUCCCGAAGACUUUUUAUUGACACGUUUGCUAUUGUAUAAGCAGCAUAACAUGAUCAUUGCAAUGCACAGUGAUUUUCGUUGGUCUUGUAAGAAGAACAGCAGGCCUACUUUCCGACGGAAGAUGUCCAAGCGGUUUCAAAACAACGAGCCUUUCUUGAUUAAUGUUUGAAGAACUCGUUUAUGGCGAGUCAGCUUAGCAAUUAUCUCGAGAUUAUCGUUAAAAAAGAAACAGAGCAGGCAAGAAAAGAAUCGUCGCUGGCCUUGUCUCGAAAAAGAUUCUCAUGUCAAGUUUCUUUUUUAAAGUUAAGGCUGUUACAGCAUCACUUGGUGUUGAGAGUCUAGCUUCGUCUACUCGUACCUUAGACGUGUAAAAUUAUGCUGCAAGACAGUCAGCGUAAAAUUACGGUAAAAAAUAAUUUUUCGAAGACAAGCCAGUUAGAAUUGAGCUUCGGAUUGAGCUCUGGAUCAAGUUUCGGUGGUUACGAAUUUAAAGCUAAAACUGAUCACGACUAAAGAAACUCUUUUAGGUAUCACGAAAUUGUCUUGAGGAGCGUCUGUUGAACAGUGUUAACGAGACAACUGACUACAGAACAUUUCAGAAUGGCUCAUUAACUACCAAUAAAAUAGCUAACCAAUGUGGCGGUACCUUAAGAAGAAAGGCGAAAAGUAAAGAUUGUUUUCAUUUUAUGUUUUAAGUGGUCAUAAAAAUCCAACUGCUGCCUAUUAAAAUAUUUCAAAUUGGUAGACUUUAUAACUAAAACACAUACCGCCGACAUAUAACAGUAAACCACAAGACGAAUCAAUCACUUACUACCGGAACAGCUGUUUUAAGACACAUACGGCAAAUUGAAGUUAUAAUACGCCGGAAACUAAAAGAAAUUUCUAGAGACACAGCACCAUGCAAAGACUACCACUCAAAUGAACGACAUCUCCCAGUUUGAUAUACAUAUUAAGUCAAGGCGGAAAAUAUAGUCUUUGUAAUAACUGUAUACAAAUUUUGGCACAAUAACACUUAAACAAAGUUUACUUGCAUACCAACUAACAAGUAAUCGCAAAGACAAAGCUAUUUCCAGUAAACUCACGGUUGCGUCAGACACUGAUCUGUUCUCAUUUUGCCCAUAACAUUGUUGAAAGUUUACAUUGUUUGAGAGACAUCAAGACUUCUUUCUUACCAGCUGUGGUAAUAUUAUUUAAACUUUACUGCUUCAGAUCAGAACCAAGAAUUACUCAUUAUUGCUGCUGAUUGCCAUGGUUCAAACCAAUGUCUCACAAAAUUGUGAGUUACCAACAAGUACCCACCAGAAAAAAAACUGAAGAAGAACCGAGCUUCCGAGCAAACAAGGAUAGUUUUGACAUUUUUUUUAAGGGAAGGACGGACGACACAGCUUAAAACAGUUAACCUUGCUUUUUUUUUCUUUCCCUCGUAUUUGUUCCUCGUUGGCAAUAUUUAGAAAAAGUAAUGUUUCAUUGUUCGAAAUACAGAGGAGCGGGGAAACGAGCAUGAGGAGGGGGUUAAUAAAAACUGGGAAUAAAAAACCUCAGUUAAACCCUAACCGCUGUCAUUAGUAACCCCAUUGCCCACUCUCUGAUUAAUGUUCCUAUUUUUCAUUUUCCAGUUCCCCGUUCCCCAUUCCCCAUUCCCUGUUUUGUUACAACCCUUGGCUGGUCCUAUAUCUCGCGACAAUAUGCCUUUAAAGUGUGUCUUGAAAUAAACUGACCUGCGUCUUAAACGCCGUAAAAUUAAUUAGCAUGAGAUUUUUCUCAGCACUCCGGGUAUAGCGAGCUCCUGCUAAAGAGCUGUUAAGCUCCAUUAUUUUUACUGUCCUUAAGAAAAAACAAUUUGCGAGCAAUAGAACGUUGUCUUUACACACAGCACUACCUCUGGGCUCACUGAAAGACGACGGCGCAGGGAUUUAAAUCGUACUAUCCCUACAAGCAGCUCAAGAAAAGGUGAGAUUCUAAUCGUUGAAAGAGUAAUAUAUUAACUGAUUAAAAAUCCAUCUCAGCGACGUUUCCAAAUUUUGUAAAAGGUUGCAUCUGAGCAUGCAUACUGAUUACAAUUCAACAAUAGAUGGGAUUCAGCGAUCUAAAUUGAGGUAAUUUUUCUGCAGAGUGUAAAUUGAGCUGUCACUGACAAAUGAACGCAACUCAUUGAUGAGGAUAUUGCUGUUUUAGGUCAAAUCUGUGUUGACGUCAUUACCUAGUGCCUUAACCCAUACACAAAUUUCUCCUGAAGAGUUAUGAAGAAGGUAUCAAACAAAUAUCACCAGGGAGCAUUAUUUUUCUUAGGCAUAAACCCUCAACUUUGUCAAUUUUCAUUUCAUGUCCAUCCUUCCCAUCCGUGGUAAAAGAUGACGACAGGAAAAGUUUCAGUGCCUGAAAUAUUUUCUAAAUUUAAUACAAAACUGGACCAAUGUUUUUAAAAUCAAUUGACGCGAAGACACUUUUUAGCUUUUUAAAAAGAUAACAAAUAAAGCAAGCAAAGUUCCUUUAAUAUAAAGUUCAAUCAAUUGUCUUUGCUGAUAAACAAUAAGAGUUAAACGUAUUCAUGGUUUCUGCAAGUAUUGAAAUAUAAUAAACUUAUCAUUUUAGCAUUGCCUGAUGACUCCUACGCCAAGGUUUCAAAAUUAAUUAACAAAAGACUGAACCAUUACGACAAAAACGUUCGUCCAAAUGAUACAGGUAAUGAAAUCAUUUUGUUCAUGCAAUCUCACAAUAAAAUUCUGAAGCAUUCUUAUCCAAAGGUCCUCGUUGCUUUGUCCAGCCUCUCUGGUAAUUGAGUUUUUUAGGUACAUCAUACAUGGUAAUUAUAACGUAUCGUAAUAGAGUUCUUUCUGUUUUCUUUAACUACUAACUGUUGUCGCUUUGCUUGCUUAUGGUAUCUUUGAUAAAUUGAGUUAUUUGGCUGACAUGAAUAACUAGGCUGAGUAACUAGCAAAGCGACAGCGACAAGUAAGGAAGACAGAUCGAAAGAACUAUAUCACGGUACAUUAUGAUUACCAUAUAUAUAAAGUACCUACUAUUUAUUACCGACCACUAAUCCAGGAGAAUGCGGACUCUGAGCAUGCAAUUACCACACAAGUCUAAAUUUUUGUAAAAUUAUCUAGAAGGGUGAAUUUUAGCCGGGAAGAACGCUUUUUUGGGCCCAUCAAUGAAGGAUUUCUAACAUGAAUACAAACCACACAGCUCAGUUUUGUUUGAAUGAUUCGUUACAUCACCUUCUUUUGAAAUUGAAAAACGUUUUCCCUUUGCUGCAAAAAAUUCAGCGUAUUAGUUUAAAAAUCAUGGAAACUAAGUAAGAUUACUAAGACCUUUAUAGUUACGCUUCCCACCGAGCGAUCGUUUUUUCUUCCAGGAAAACCUGUGGAAGUUCUUAUCGAAUUCAAGCUUAUGGCCUUUGGGAAAAUACGAGAAGAAGAAAUGGCAAGUAUCCUUGUCUAUUGAUGUAGACUGCGUUGCAGACGUUAAACAGGGAAAGGGGAAGGCUGGAAUAUGGACCCUCGGGAAGGCCCUCGGGAUGACCCUUUUCUCCCCUCGCGCUUCUUGCCCACCCGAAAUCUCCUUACCCUUUCUUUUUGAACGCCCGGCAGGCUAUUACAUGUAUACAUCUUCUGCAGCCUUUUCUCAAGUUAUCGAUGCGAGUACUUAGGGAGGAAUUCCGUAAUGACUAAUGUGAAUUAUGAAUUCAAUGAUUUUAGGACUACACGAUAGAUAUAUUCUUUAGACAAUGGUGGACGGACCCGAGACUCGCCCAUGGACAGGAAAAGGUGUUCAAUGCUGCACUCGAUCCUACCAAGCUUGGUGAUAAAGGGAUAUGGACUCCUGAUACCUACUUUAGAAACGUCAAAUCUUCUACUUAUCAUUCCGUUAGUCGAGAAAACAUGCGGCUUAGAAUAUUCAGCGAUGGGAGAAUUUAUUAUAGCGCAAGGUAAGGGAUUAAGCCAGUGCUAUAAUCUGAAAUGAAACAGUGAAAUAUUCCAGGUUACUAAUGGCUAAAGAUAUAAGUUUUUAUAAUUAAGAUGGUGUAUGACGUAGUUUAAAAGCGAACUGAUGGUAUUGAUGGUGUUUAUAGUGGUAGUGGUAGUGGUUGUCAUGGUUAUAGCCUGAGUAUCAGGCGUUUCUGGGGGAAAAGGGGAAAUAUGGAAGCGAAAAAGAGAGAGAGCAUCUCAAAUCUCCUCUCCCCUAGCCCCCUAGGAAGGCCUGAUACUCAGGCUAUCAUGGUUAAGGGGGUGGCGGGCAGUGUUUGGUCACCUCAAAAAUUGUGUGUUUUUUUUAGGUACACUAAACUUCUAAAAAGUAAUUACUAUCAGCACUGUUAUGCAAAAUAUGAAGUUUUUAAAGUUAGUUCAAAUGAGCGGAAAGAAGUUGUGAUCUCAAAUGUCGUAAACAAAGUUUCCUUCAAAUAAAUUAUUAGUCAGAGACAAUCUCCCCUGUAACUACAAAUGUUUGUUACGUUGUUCUCUUUAUCCUAUUCGAACCAUUUAUUGAUUUCGUUUGUUUUUAUCUGUUUCAGAAUCACUCUAACAGCUCAGUGUGAUAUGGACCUGAGGAUGUUCCCUUUAGACACUCAACAAUGUUACCUCAUAAUAGAAAGUUGUACGUAGCCAGAUGUUAAAUUUGCACUUUAUUUUUUCAGUCUUCCCUUUUUAAAAAAGCUGCCUGAUGUUCUCAGUCAAUGAAGCCCUGAGCGUGUAAAGUUAACUGAAAUAAUACCACUGAAGGAAAAGGCUGAGGAACAAGAUUCUAUGAAAAAACCGAAAACAAAACAAAAAACAGUAUAAGUCGUCAGCUUGUCCACCGACGCCGAGCUUGUGAAAACGAGCAACACUUCACCUAUGAUUGGUCAAAAAAGCACGGAAACUUAUAUCAGAAAUACUUGUGAAGGCAAAACCACAAUGACAAACCAGUGAAGGCCAGGUAGACCUGGAUCAGUAAAAUCAUCAGGAAAAUUUUGAAAUUAAAACAGUAAACUUUUCCUUACGGCAGGAAGAGUGAUAGAAAAAAUACAUAAAGAGAACACAAAAAAAAUAAAAAUAAAGUGGUGAAUCAUAUAAUUCACCAAUUUAUUUUUGUUUUCUUUCUUUAUUUUUUUAUCACUCUUUCUGCCGUAAGGAUCAGUUAACUGUUUUAAAUUUAAAAUUUGGUACACGGAAAUUUAGCCAAUCACACAGCAUAGCGCUACCUUGACCUAAGGUCCUCCUCUUUAACUAGAAACUAAAAUACCUGACUUCAAAUCACUUUCACACGAUACUUUAAUAUCUCUUCUUAUGAAUUCUUCUGAUUAUUUAAUCAACUGCCAAUUAGUUUCAUUUAUCUCGCAAUGCUUUGAAUUAAGAACCAAAUUAAUAUCAAUGAAUGAAUGAAUGAAUGAGAACUGUAGCGUUUUGUAAUGUUUUGCACGUACUAAUUAGUUGAAUUAGUACUUAAAUUUAGACUAAUAGCUUUUGCAAUACUGUAAUUUCUUUAUGGUCAUGCAAAUAGAGCAUUUAGUGUUGUGUUGUUGUGUUGACAGGAAGUGCUCCCUAAAUUUGUUUGCAUUGCAGAUGCCUAUACAGUAGAUGAUGUCGUGUAUAAUUGGAAAACGAAAGGUCCUAAUGCAAUUGAAGUUUUUGCCACUGAAUUGGCUCAAUAUGACCUGUUGGGUGUUGUUACAUCAAAAAAGGCGUCAACCAAUAGCAAAGGUAAAGAUUAUUCAAUGUAGUUGUGUAAAGGUCGACUUAAAUGUUUCGGGUAGUGCCUAGGAUUUUUUAAUCCAUUGCACGUAUAAGCACGAGCAAGUACGGGUACACGCGCGAAUUGUUUUACGUGUAAUGUGGACCCAGACCCCCUAACAAGGAGCACACACUUGAGGUCGAGGUUUCACACAAUACAUCAAUUCUAUGUUAUUGCCAGUGCCUCAUGCACAAAACUAUACAUACACAACUUUUCCCAAUUAAAUGAGCCAAUCAUGCAAAAGAAUUGACUUUGAAACUAACCGUGAAUGCUUUAAGCCUUCUUGAUAACCAUCGAAGGAUGAUCCACGUAUAGAGGUAUAAGGAGCUUUCAAAAUAAGAUUAACUUCAAAACAAAUUGCUUCAAAAUAAAUUGCGCACAAGAACACUCCUUUAAAAAAAUGCUUGGAUUCGGCUCCCUUUCACGAUACUCAUUAUCUAUUUGACGCAUUUUUAUUUUCAGGUUCUUUUGACAGUUUAAAAGCAACCUUCACCCUCAAGCGACGAACGACAUACUUCAUUUUCCAGCUCUACAUUCCUUCAGCGUUUGUUGUCUUCCUCUCAUGGCUCAGCUUUUGGAUAGACCGUCAUGCAGUUCCGGCUCGAAUUUCCCUGGUGAUCACGUGCAUUCUGAGUACUAUGUUUCUAUUUGAGUCAACUAACUCCAGUCUACCUCGAAUUUCCUAUCUUAAGGCGGUGGACCACUACUUGAUUACGUCGUUUGUGUUCAUCGUAUCUUGUAUGGUUGAAUACGUCUGUGUUUUGAACUUUCCGGAUAAAUCGUCUGCCAUACCUAGGAGUCAAAGCUUUGCGCCGGUAAGUUUAGAUCGCAACCAUUAAAUAGUUUGUUACAGUGCUCGACUACUUAGGAACUGAUCUAAGGUCUGAAAAGGUGGCUGUAUUCUUGGACGACGGAAAUGUAAACCCCUUUUCAAAGUGGGUUGAGGCAGGUUGAACGAGAAGCGAUAACCACACUGAUAACAGCUCUAGUUAUGAGGAGUUAUUCCGAUUCAUCUCUGCCAUUUUUGAAGUCGAACAUCAAUGGAAAAGGUUCGAGUCUCGAGGCAACCGAUCCUUUUUGGUGCAGAAGUACUAGAGCUUACGUUUAUUUGAGUGUCUUAAGACCUUUAAAAGUUCUAAAAAAAAUUCCAAAACAUUUUUUGGUGAAUUUCUGGGGGACAGAAAAAAAGAAACUUACUGAAACCGCCGUUUCACGUUGUCCUUAAAAUCUUGAAUUUAAUUAUUUGGUAGCGCGAAAAGCACUCAUGAUCCAGUGGCGGAUCCAGACCUNGGAGGGGAAGCGCCCUUCGGGCCCCUCCUCUGGAUCCGCCACUGUGAUCUCUUCCUCAGCUAUUCCUGAACAGGGCAAAUGACUUCUAGAGAGCGUUUUCACUCACGUGUCCAGCAUCUAUGCAAAUUCAUUUGAAGAAAAGAAUGUUUUUACAUGAGAAAAGAGUUCUACUCCCUCAGGAUUGGUUUGAAACACCGACAUGGCCACCGUUUAAUUGUUUUAGAACACCAAUAUGGCCGCCGUUACGUCAUGAGAAAACGCUCUAUAGAGUUAAGGUGGCUAGCAGCUAUGCAAAUUUAUUGCAACAAAACAAAGGGUUUACAUAAGAAAAGGUGUUCAACUCCCACAGCACUGAUUUGGGACAACAACAUGGCCACUGUUUUUCUGAUUGCUUUGGGAUACGAUUAUGGAGGACGUCACGUCUUGUGAAAAGGCUCUACUGUCUUGUACUCACUACGGCUACUAGCCUAUUUCCUUAAGCCAAUUUUCUUUAGAACCAAUGUUCGAAUAUUACAAAACUAAAACUAAUACCUUUUCCCCAAAGCCCCCAACACCGUGUCAAGGUGCGAGUUCUAUCGCAGAAAUGAUGGAUCAUCACACAGACUGCACUAAAGAACGACCAAAUGGUGUUGCUGGAGGUCUGUCGCUUAGAAAAGGAGCGUUUCUCCACGAAAAUCUUUCUUCGGCAAGAAAAAAGCAGUCAUCUUCUUUGAACCCCUUUAUCGAAGGGUUUCCCAUAAAGCAAUACCCCCCUCAUUAUAUCGACACGUACGCGCGCAAGAUAUUUCCACUUCUCUUUGGACUAUUCAAUAUAAUAUACUGGUCUUACUAUCUACCGCGCCGAUGA